Messenger RNA from Radiomyces spectabilis, 2397 nucleotides. RefSeq names its product glycosyltransferase family 39 protein. Gene Ontology annotation, biological process: protein O-linked glycosylation via mannose. Gene Ontology annotation, molecular function: dolichyl-phosphate-mannose-protein mannosyltransferase activity. The record is from RefSeq and is a predicted model, not a curated record. Gene Ontology annotation, cellular component: endoplasmic reticulum; membrane. The transcript has 14 exons. Bases 94 to 2340 code for a protein of 748 amino acids. NCBI's taxonomy places the organism in Eukaryota, Fungi, Mucoromycota, Mucoromycetes, Mucorales, Radiomycetaceae.
UUCCUUUUUUUCUUGGCUCCUCAUCGCCUUUUUUUGAACGGUUUAAUUUGCCCCCCUUUAGCAACAAACUGCUAGUUACGGACAUUCUGUCCAAUGUCAAGAAACAUAUUCUAUCAGCCACCGGCGGCCGUGGUCGGGUCACCUCACGCCGAUCAUGUUCCGGUCUCCAUCGACGACGAUAGUAACCAUGUCGCCUACACUUCUGCUACUCGACCGGAAGCUUUUCGACAACGUCGCGGAAAACAUGGCAUGGACGGUUACGGAUUAUCGGCGGAAAAAGCAGCACGGACCCGCGAUUGGCGCAUCGUGGCAGCACUGACCCUGUGGGCAGGUUACAUUCGCUUGUGGAAGAUAUACCAGCCGUCGUCUGUAGUUUUCGAUGAGGUUCAUUUUGGCGGAUUCGCAAGCAAAUAUAUCAAAACGAGGUUCUUUAUGGACGUUCAUCCGCCUCUUGCGAAAAUGCUGAUUGCACUGGUAGCCAAGCUGUCGGGCUUUGACGGAUCCUUUGAUUUUAAGGAUAUUGGCAAGGAUUAUAUUGAACCGGGUGUUCCUUACGUUCCCAUGCGUGUUUUCUGUGGAUUACUGGGGGUGUUGGUGGUACCUAUUUGCUAUUUGACCAUGCGUGGCGCGGGGCAUUCGGUGGCAGCAGGCAUUGUAGCGGCAUUAAUGGUGUGCUACGAGAAUGGUUUAAUCGCCAACAAUCGACUCAUUCUGUUGGAUCCGGCGCUGCUGUUUUUUACUGCCGCCACUAUUCUGGUGUGGAUCAAUUUCCAUAACGAGCAUGAACAACCAUUCCAAAAAUGGUGGUACAUCUGGCUGGCCCUGACUGGGUGUGGGCUGGGACUCACAGCGAGCUGUAAGUGGGUCGGUUUAUUCACCAUUGCUACGGUCGGUGUAUCCACAUUAAAGGAUCUCUGGCGACUGUGGGGAGACACCCAUGUAUCAGUGCGAACGUUUGUGCGUCACUUUAUGGCACGAGCCGUUUGCUUGAUCAUAAUUCCGGUGUUCAUCUACAUGAUCAUGUUCCAAAUUCAUUUUCAUUCUUUGCCCAACAGCGGUGAGGGAGAUGGAUUCAUGAGCCCUGAAUUUCAGCAAACGUUGGACGGUCACAGCAUGGCCGAUGCCCCCAUUGAUAUCGCUUACGGAUCCAAGGUCUAUAUUCGUCAUGUCGCUACUCACGGUGGUUACCUGCAUUCGCAUCCUCAUGAUUAUCCUAGCGGCAGCAAACAGCAACAAAUUACACUGUAUCCUCACCGCGACGAUAAUAAUUGGUGGAUCAUCUACAAAAAGGACUCGGAAGAACCUGUUGGGAUCGAGUAUGUACGUCACGGCGACGUUAUCCGUUUAAUACACCAAGAAAGCAAAAAGCGGCUCCACUCUCACGAUCAUCGUCCACCGAUGACCGAUCUUGAUUACCAUAACGAAGUCAGUGCUUAUGGUUUCCCUGGUUUUGGUGGUGAUGCAAACGAUUAUUGGCGAGUGGAAAUUGUUGACCAUGACAAGCAUGAUGAAGAAGCUGGAGAACGCCUAAGAACGAUUCAUUCCAAAUUCCGGCUCGUUCACAUUAUGCAAAAUUGCGCGCUUUUCUCGCAUUCAGUCAAAUUGCCCGAUUGGGGUUGGGGACAACAAGAAGUCACUUGCAUUAAAAACGGCAAGAUUCCCAAAACGAUUUGGUACAUCGAGUCCACCGUAAAUGAUAAACUGCCACCGGAUACUCCCAAAGUGAACUAUCAUAAGCCAGGCUUCUUAUCAAAGUUCCUUGAACUUAACCGAGUGAUGUGGGAAACCAACAAAGGAUUAACAGCAUCCCAUCCUUACGAUUCUAGACCCGAGUCUUGGCCCAUGCUUCGAAGAGGCAUCAAUUUCUGGGGAAAAGAUUUUCGACACAUCUAUCUAUUGGGCAACCCACUCGUUUACUGGGUAUGCACAUCGACGGUUGUUCUUUUUGUUGUUGUCCGAUGUGUCCUUUUGUUGCUGGACAAGCGAGGGGUUAACAUCGAAUUGGGAGGUCUUCGGAGAUAUUAUGAGGAGUCAGCCGGGUUCUUCCUAGUGGGAUGGGCCCUGCACUACUUGCCCUUCUUCCUUAUGGGACGGCAGCUAUUUUUGCACCAUUACAUGCCGGCCUUAUAUUUCAAUAUCCUCCUGUUUGGCGUUAUUUUUGAUGCGGUGACGGUUCGACUGGUGUCUCGAAAGCGCAUGAUCGCGGCGAUGCUCGUUACUGUGAGUGUGAUACUCGUGUACCGUCGCUUUAUUCCUAUCACCUAUGGCGAUCCUUGGACAAAGACAUCUUGUGAAACGGCCAAGUGGCGUUCGACAUGGGAUUUUGAUUGUGUGGUGUAAGUCUACGAUUCUCUUGUGGAAUUUGUGAAUCGCUAUGCUUGCGAUCAAAGCUUACUG